GUGCUUUGAGUUAUGCAGAACUGGGCACACGAAUCACCAAGUCCGGAGGCCAUUACAUUUAUAUCUUGGAAACUCUAGGUCCUCUGCCUGGAUUCCUGUUUCUAUGGGCUGAAUACUUUGCUAUAAGACCAGCCAACAGUGCCGUUGUCGCUCUAGCAUUUGGACGCUACAUCUUGGAACCAUUUUUUGCACCUUGUCCGGCUCCACUCCUCGCCGUGAAGCUUGUUGCUCUCCUGGGCUACUACAUUGUCCUCAUCUUAAAUUCUUGGAGUGUCAGCUGGAGUGCCCGGCUUCAGACCAUCUUGUCUAUCAUCAAGUUGGCAGCACUUUCUCUCAUCAUUGUCCCAGGCAUGAUGCUUUUAGCUCAAGGCUGUACAGGAAAUUUCCAGGAUGCUUUCAAUGCCCAAGCACUCGUUUUGGACAAACUACCUUUAGCUUUUUAUGCAGGGAUGUUCGCCUACUCUGGAUGGUUUCAAACUAGUUUUGUACGAGAAGAACUAGUGAAGCCAGAACGAAAUAUCCCUCUGGCCGUGAUUGUGUCUGUGAUCACAGUGAUCGUGGGAUAUAUGCUCACCAAUGUUUCCUAUUACACAGUACUGACAACAGCAGAUGUCCUUGUCUCCCAGGCAGUGGCUGUGAGUUUUGCACGGAAAGCUUUCCAGAGCCUUAUCUCUGUGAUUCCAAUCUUGGUUUCCUUGUCUUGUUUUGGAACCAUGAAUGGAGGAAUUUUUACAUUCUCAAGGACAUUGUUUGUGGCUUCCAGGGAGGGGCAAUGGCCCACCCUCUUCUCUAUGAUCCAUAUCCAACGCCACACCCCGCUGCCAGCCGUCAUGCUGAUGUUCCCUUUGGUCACAGCCAUGAUUUGUGUAGGAGACCUUUACCACCUGUUGAACUUCUUCAGCUUUUCCCGGUGGCUCUUCAUAGGAUUAGCCACCCUCGGGCUUAUAGUUCAUCGCUGGCGCCAUCCUGAGAUAUUAAGCCCAUUCAAGGUUCCUCUUUUCAUUCCUAUUUCCUUUACUAUCAUCUGCCUUUUCACAGUGGGAAUGUCUUUCUACUCAGACCCAGUUAAUAUCAGCAUUGGAUGUGCCAUCGUUUUAAGUGGUCUUCCAGUUUACUAUUUGUUCAUCAAACAGUCAAUGCCAAACUGUUGCCGUACAAUUUUCUAUUAUUUUACACUGAAGCUUCAGAUCCUCUUGAAGGUGGUACAGCAGGAGGUCAGGACAUACUGAGCCAUCUUUACUUUGAAAUGUUGACUUUGGGGAACCUUCUGUACAAGCUUGUAUUUCCUAUCACACUUAGAGUAGCUUUGCAUGGCUGCUUCCACUUUGGAGUUUUGCCACCAUAUGGAAAGUUCACCAGAGAUCAAAGACACAGGGAAGCUUGCCCUGAUUCUUGCUUACUCUUUGAUUGUUUUACAAAUGUACUCUCUGCUGCUCUUGGUAUUAUCCUCAUCUGCAAUGCAGAUGGACUUAGGUGCAACCAAUAAAGCUGAUGCAGUUACAUCUGCAUACAUACUCAAUUUCUAAGUCAAGCUUAGGUAGAAACACAUUAUUUGUAGAUUUUGAAAUAAUACCAAACAUUUGUUAUAGUCGUGGUACAUUUUGAUGAGCAUUUCUGGGUUAAAGAGAAUUUUCAAUGCUUUUCAGCCUAUAUUUUAUGAAAGACAAAUCUAUUUCUCAAAGGUUUGGGUGCAUUUGGUAUGAUACAAGAUUUUUCAAUGCUGUUAUAAUGGGUUUCCUGCACACCAGGGUGCUGGGCUGAAUCACCAUUGACAUUCCUCCUGACUUUGAUCUUAUACAUUUGGAAUACAGUUUUUUAACAGGAUUUUUUUCAACCACAAUGACACCUCACUUUCAGUUACUGUUACUGACACUUCAGCAAGUGUUAGUAACUAAGUGUUAGUAACUUAAGUGUUAAUUUCUAACACUUCAGUGCCAUCACAUCAGUUGGGAGAAAACUACUGUUCUCUACACAGUUGCAGUGGUUAGGAUCUAGCUCAACAACAACAACAAAGUAGGGCUAUGGUCUCAUAUGGGACUCCCUUCUUUGACUAACAUGUUUAAGAUUGAUCUGUCAGAGAGAAAUGCAUGUCUUUGCAGGACGGAGGGCAGAACAUGUUGUAAAUGUUUUGUACAUUAAAUGGCAGCAGUGCUAAUUCUUUUCUGUCCAUGUCUCUUUCACAUGUGCUCAUUCAUAAAUUUAUACUAUUUCUGCCUUAAUCUGUAUGUUUUUGAAAAAAAAGUAGAAAAAUAUACCCAUUUUAUAUGCAUUUUAUCAUAAAAUAUACAUUUUGCUGUAAACUAUCCAAGUUUGUUUGUUUGAACUGAAAGCUAUAGUAUAACAUUUGGAGAAAUAUUAAAUUGGAAGGGUUUGGUUUGGGAGGUUCAACUCAUGUCAGUUGACUUCCAAAUGUGGAGUGAUUAAAAUGUUCACGGACCCUUACUUACUUUUGUAUUUAUACGUCUUUAAAUGCUUCUGCUAGAAGAGUUAAAAUAGAUAGGUGUGGUAUUGUUACAGCAGAGGGCAGAACCUAGCUGAAUUUGUAUUGUCGAAGGUGAAUUUGCUUGGUCUCAAAAACACUAAGUGGGGCCUGAUUUGGUAGUACUUGGCUGAAGGAACUCUAGGGCAUUCCAGAGUUGUAGACUUUACUAGGAAGAAAACUGAACAGAAUUCACCAGUGCCAAGAUAUUCUUUUGUCUUAACUCAAGGAAAAACAAAAUGCAUAACUUCUUGUGCACCCGUUAUAAUGCUUUUAAUCAAUGCUAGUAGUUCCCAUGCUCAAAUGUGUAAACUGGAAGAAGAAACAGGAUGUGAUUUUAAUUUAUCGCCAAACCUAUGGGGUAAACAUAGUGUUAUGAUGCAAAAUGUGGUUAGCAAUCAUCUCUGUACCAUGAAAAUAAAAUUUAAGAGUUGUAGGAGUUUAAUUUUCAACAGAAUAAUAUACAGUGGGUUCAUCAACAUGGCUUCACACUUAUUAAAGUAUAAUAUUGUUAUAUAUUAUGUUAUCUAAUGUAUACAUUUCAGAAAGCAAUUUUAAUAGAAUGCAUAUUCAUUAUUAUGAUACAUGUUCCAAUAUACACAUUUUCAUACAUACUUCUUAUUGAAAAGUGCAUUCCCAAAUUAUGAACAGUGCAAAUGUCAAACUAUAAUUACGUUUUAUAUUUGUUGGGGAUAUGUGAAUUAUGGUAGGCAUGCAAAUUGAACCCAUUUCUUCACAGUCUCUAGAGUCAAAACAAUUGAGUUCUGCCAUACCAUCCCCCUUCAAAUUAUUCCCAACACAUUUAAAAGUAACCUGCAUUUCCCCCACACUUGUCCGCACCAUCUGCGGAUCAAAAAUGUGUUCAGCAUGGUGCCGUCCAUAUGCUUGUAACUCUACAGCUCACAGAAGGCACAUUUAAUCAAUCAUUGUUCACUCCAAGCCAACCAAUAGCUGAAAUGCAGAGAAUACCACCCAAUCAAAACUUUCUCUUUCUGUUUCAAAAUUGCCAGUUACUGAGUUACUGUCUGCACCCAGCCCCACAAGAGCUGUCAGCGUUCUUUAAAUUAACAAAUAUCCAUUUAUUGAUUAAUUUGCUUUAGUUUAGUUUCUUCCAGGCAGUCAAGAGGCUUUAGCAGGUUACAAUCUCAUAAAAUUACACUAAAACAUUCACAGUCCAGAACAAUCAAGUCAAAAUAAAUGAAAAAUAAACUGGCAUGUAGCACAAUAGCUUAAAAAUAACAAAAACAGACCAAAAAAUAGAGAUACAACCAAAAGAUAGAUAGUGACAUUCUCAGUUCCACAGCUCUCCUAAAUAGUUCUGUUUUCAGUAAUUUCUGAAAAACGAACAGGUUCUUUUUUUGAUAUUGUUAAUCUUCACACCAGGCACAGCCAUUAAUCUUGACUCUCCAGAUACUCAAUUCUAUAUUCGAAAACUUGCUUUCGGCACUUCAGAGACAUGACAUGGCAAGAUUAGUUGCUUUGUUGCAGAUGAGAAAGAAGUCACACACACACACACACACACACAAAUCUGGUUAAUACACAACACAGAAAUCAAUCUCUCUGUAUCUGUUCCAGGGUUGAAAUGCUUUUUCUGCUUGUUUCUUCAAUUCAAAGGAAAUGCCAUUCUCUUGAGAAUGGGAGCCACCAGCUCAAUACUUACACAAUUCUGUCUGACCUGAGAAUCAUUGGUUCUCACCACAAUUCAUAUCUUAGAGGUAUAAUAGCAUGUUUAUUUUUAAAACAGUUCCUCCCUCCCUCCCUCUACAGUACAUUUCUCCUUCUACAUUUCUAGUUUCCCCUCAUCUUACAAAUUUGUCCACAUGGAUUAUGUGCUGUGUUUUCCACAAGAUGUGUGUGUGUGUGUGUGUGUGUGUGUGUGUGUGUGCAUGCAUGUGUAUGCA
Molecule: messenger RNA, 4380 nt
Organism: Python bivittatus (Burmese python)
Lineage: Eukaryota; Metazoa; Chordata; Lepidosauria; Squamata; Pythonidae
Source: RefSeq, a predicted model, not a curated record